UCUUAGGAAAUACUCGGAAGACUUGAUUUCCAAAGCCAAUUAUGAAAACAUUUGUCAUUGGAAUUGGUGGCGUGACAAAUGGCGGGAAGACAACACUGGCUAAGAACUUGCAGAGACGCCUUCCCAAUUGCAGCAUAAUAUCUCAGGACGACUUCUUCAAGCCAGAGUCUGAGAUAGACACAGAUGAAAAUGGAUUUUUGCAGUAUGAUGUGCUUGAAGCACUUAACAUGGACAAAAUGAUGUCGGCCAUUUCCUGUUGGAUGGAAAACCCAGGACACUCCGCAGGACCAGCAGCAGCCUUGGAGAGUGCGCAAGGCGUUCCCAUUUUAAUUGUCGAAGGGUUCCUGCUCUUUAAUUAUAAGCCACUGGACACCAUAUGGAGCAGAAGCUAUUUUCUGACCGUUCCAUAUGAAGAGUGUAAGAGGAGGAGGAGUACAAGAGUAUAUGAGCCUCCAGACCCUCCAGGGUACUUUGAUGGCCAUGUGUGGCCCAUGUACCUAAAGCAUAGACAAGAAAUGAAUGACAUCACCUGGGAGAUUGUUUACCUAGAUGGAACAAGGUCUGAAGAGGACCUCUUUUCUCAAGUGUAUGAAGAUGUCAAGCAAGAAUUGGAGAAACAAAACGGUAAAUAUCAUCCUAUCAAAUCAUUUGGUGGAGGAGAAAGAACCUUGACAACAGCUCAUUAUAUUCCGUUCAUGGUGCACAACAAGAAGGGAGACACUGCAUUCAUUCAUCUUUGCUUAGCAAUUAACUCUCAGACUGUCAGUGCCCCUCUAGAGCGUGAUCGUUUUGUUGGCAAGAGACCAUCUACGACAUCUAUCAUAGACACCACGAUAAACCAGCACCCAACCUACACUGACCGGAAUCACCUCAUCACCCAAUGA
This is a messenger RNA of Acomys russatus (golden spiny mouse), 884 nucleotides long. RefSeq names its product nicotinamide riboside kinase 1 (gene Nmrk1). NCBI's taxonomy places the organism in Eukaryota, Metazoa, Chordata, Mammalia, Rodentia, Muridae. Gene Ontology annotation, cellular component: cytoplasm. The transcript is spliced from 8 exons. Bases 42 to 884 code for a protein of 280 amino acids. The record is from RefSeq and is a predicted model, not a curated record.